AUGCCUUCGCCCGGCGACGACAAGGCCGGGCUCCAGCCGUCGGCGGAGCCCAAGAAGGACACCAAGCUAGGCCUCAUUUCCGGCGUCUAUAUCCCCGUGUGCCUCAACAUCAUGAGCAUCCUCAUGUUCCUGCGGUUCGGCCUCAUUCUGGGACAAGUUGGUUUCAUGGGCAUCUUGGGCUUGCUAAUCACGGCAUAUUGCGUCGACUUGCUAACCACGCUAUCGCUGUCUGCCAUUGCCUCCAAUGGCGAGGUCAAAGGCGGCGGCGCGUACUACCUCAUCUCGAGGUCCCUUGGUCCCGAGUUUGGCGGUUCCAUUGGCAUCCUGUUCUUCCUCGCCCAGGCGCUCAACACCGCCAUGAAUGUCGUCGGUCUCAUCGACUGCAUCCGCCUCAACGUCGGCCCCGGCUUUCCCGAGGGAUACUGGGCCGGUUACGGCUUGCAGACGGCCGCUCUCUUGAUUUGCACCGGUCUCUGCCUGCUCGGCUCUGCCACCUUCUCCAAGGCCUCCAACGCAUUGCUUGUCAUCUUGUCGCUGGCCGUCAUCAGCAUCCCCGUGUCUGCCGUCUUCAAGGCGCCCUUCCAGGACGACGACACUGGUGUCGUCUUUACUGGCUUCAGCCUUCACACCCUGGCCACCAACUUUUUGCCUCGCGCGGGCACCAGCGAAUACAACGGCCUGUCCACGUUUAGAGAUCUCUUUGGCAUUCUGUUCCCAGCAACAUCAGGCAUCUUUGCCGGGGCAUCAAUGUCUGGUGAUCUCAAGGAUCCGAGCAGGUCGAUCCCGAGCGGGACGCUCUGGGCCAUGUUGACGACAUUCAUCGUCUAUUUCAUUGUCGUUCUAUCCAUGGCCGCCAGUACUACGCAUGAGUCGUUCCUCGCCAACGCAAACGUCAUACCCCUAACCAACCUGUCUCCGCCCAUCAUCCUCGCUGGCGAAUGUGCAGUAACAUUCUUCUCCGCAUUGAUGGGCAUCAUCGGCUCCGCCAAACUGUUUCAGGCCCUCGCGAAAGACAAGCUUCUCCCAGGACUCGCCAUCUUUGGCAAGGGGACGAAGAAGGCUGACGAGCCCAUACUUGCCAUUUUUUUGACCUAUUUGAUAGCUCAAGUUGCCUUGCUUGCAGAUCUGAACCAGAUUGCGACGUUCAUCUCCAUGGGUUACCAGAUGACCUUUUUCGUCAUGAACCUUGCCUGCUUCUUACUCAAAAUCGGAUCAGCACCAAACUUUCGGCCGGGGUUCAAGUUCUUCAACUGGCAGACAGCUUUGGUGGGCAGCUUGCUCUCUGCCGCUGCCAUGUUCUUCAUCGACGAGACGUACGCAUCCAUUGCUAUUUGUGUCCUUGUCCUCAUCUUCCUCUUGAUUCACUACCUGUGCCCGCCGAAGCGGUGGGGAGAUGUCUCGCAGAACCUCAUCUAUCACCAAGUCAGAAAGUACCUGCUACGCUUGAAACCGGAGCACAUCAAGUUCUGGCGGCCGCAUAUCAUCCUCCUGAUCAACAACCCUCGACGCCAGGCACGACUCAUUCAGUUCUGCAACUCCAUGAAGAAAGGCUCGUUGUACAUCUUGGGCCACGUCAUCGUCUCCGACGACUUCAGUACUGGCGUUCACGAAGCCCGGCUUCAGCAGCAGGCCUGGACAAGAUACAUUUCCGAGUUUUCGCGGAUCAAGGCCUUCGUUCAGUUGACUAUGUCUCCGUCCAUCACCUGGGGCAUACGUAAUUUGAUCUUAUCGGCAGGCCUCGGCGGAAUGCGGCCCAACAUCGCUGUCUUGGGGUUUUACAACAUGAAUGACCUGCGCAAGUCUGGAUCAAGCUGCGUGAUACCCGAGAUCCCCGCAUCACCUGCUGACAAGAUGAGACGGCCCCGGAAGGCGGAGGAUAAGGCACCGAUGACGCAGCGACGUCGCGGCGAUACUUCUGCGCGGCUUCUAGAAGGGGUGUUGCCCACAGACGCGAUGCGAACAGAGGACAUGAUGUCUCCCACCGAGUACAUGAUAAUGCUGGAGGACCUCGCCCUCAAGUACCGCCUGAACGUUGCGGUAGCUCAUGGGUUCGACAAGUUGGAAUCGCCUCGGAAGGAUGGUGGCAACGCAAAGAGAUACGUCGAUUUGUGGCCGAUUCAGAUGUCUGCAGAGGUGUCCUCUGAUGGAAAGAAUGUCAUGACUACAAAUUUUGACACUUAUACCCUAAUCUUGCAAUUGGGUCAUAUUCUGCAAAGCGUCCGCACAUGGAAGCGAGCCUUUGCACUUCGCGUCAUGGUGUUUGUCGAGUACGAAAGCGAGGUUGAAGAGGAGAGGGCCCGCGUCACCGCUCUUCUCGAAAAGCUACGGAUUGAUGCCCAAGUACUCGUCUUUUGGCUCGCUUCUGGUCACCUCAACACGUACGAACUCAUCGUCAACGGCCACACAGACGACAUCGACACCGAGAUCAUUGUCAGUGAUGCGCUCAAGGACGAAGACUGGUGGGAAUCCCUCCAGAGCUUCCGCGGGCAAGCGGAGCAAAUGUCAGCAAGUCAGGAGAUGACCCAAAUCACCCAAAUAGUGGGCGCUGCCGCCGGGCGAGCAGACCUAAAUGGGGACAAUGGCUUCGACCGACGUCGCUCCAGCGUUGUCGAGCUCGCCAAUGUGCUCAAGAAACCAGACAUCACAAUGCUUUCCAGGCUGGGAGUCAAUCCGGGUAUUCACACGCACCACCUAGGGGACGAUGUGUUCCAAGAGGAGCCCUCAGACGACGAGUGGUCCACAGAGUCAGAGCUGUCAGACGCAGGAGAUGGGUUCGACUUUGGUGUUGACAUGUCCGAGAAGCACCCUGUGAACAAGUCGCACUCUGGGUCCCACUCCCGGCACCACUCGCGUCAGGGUUCGCAGUUCUCCAACUUUGGGCAGGGCGACGUGAGCCUGAGUAUCCCAGAGCUAGUAGAGUCUUACAAGCAGGACUCUCACGCGGGCGAGCCCGAGGCUGGGUCCACAUACUCUACGCAAGGAGUGUCUCUAUCUUUCAACGACCUCCCGUGCCGGGCACAGCACCUGAUUCUCAACGAGCUUAUGCGACAGCACUCGAAGGAAACGGCAGUUCUUAUGAGCACACUGCCGAUUCCUUCCGAGGGGACGUGUCUCGACGAAGCUGAGUCGAUUCAGUAUCUCUCCGACAUUGAAGUUUUAUGCAACGAACUGCCACCGAUUCUGAUGAUCCUGAGCAACAACAUGACUGUGACGGUCAGCCUGUGA
This is a messenger RNA of Purpureocillium lilacinum, 3225 nucleotides long. NCBI's taxonomy places the organism in Eukaryota, Fungi, Ascomycota, Sordariomycetes, Hypocreales, Ophiocordycipitaceae. The record is from RefSeq and is a predicted model, not a curated record.